This is a messenger RNA of Tyto alba (common barn owl), 3433 nucleotides long. It is a transcript of the gene IKZF1, whose product is annotated as IKAROS family zinc finger 1. Gene Ontology annotation, biological process: regulation of transcription by RNA polymerase II. The transcript has 10 exons. The coding region runs from base 730 to 2424 and encodes 564 amino acids. Gene Ontology annotation, molecular function: DNA-binding transcription factor activity; RNA polymerase II cis-regulatory region sequence-specific DNA binding. NCBI's taxonomy places the organism in Eukaryota, Metazoa, Chordata, Aves, Strigiformes, Tytonidae. The record is from RefSeq and is a predicted model, not a curated record.
UUUUUUUUUUUUUUUUUUUUUUUUUUUUAAUUUUAAAACAUCGCGCCGCAGUUCGGGUGUAUUCCAGGCUUUUUGGAGCGCUCCUUUCAAAUUUCAGCGAUGACUAGCCCCAGGGAGCCGGCCGAGAAGGGGUGUUCACUGAGUCGUGCGAGGGGAGGGGGCGGUGGAAGCCGUACCCCCGCGCAGGAGCGGGCGCGCACCGGGCUGUUCUCGCCGCCCCGAGCCAGCGGCCGCGCUCCGGGUCGUGCCGAGCCCGAGGUCGGAUUUGUUUGCGCCUGUAGUUUGCACAGGGGAGGCAGGUGUGGAGGUUGUAAAGGCCGUUAGGAACUUGUAAAAUUAGCAGCCCCUGCGCGCUUGAGGGGAACGGCGUUAGAGAAGUUUGCUGACUCCGAAUAGCGGUGCCACCAGAAGUUUUCCUCCUUGCGAUACAGCCUGUCACAGCCGGAGGUUUUCUUUCACUCUGCUCUGCAAAGUUACCCUCUCUGUGAAGGGACGGUUUUGCUCUGUAGUCUUUACUAAAGAAGAUGUGCGUAGUUAGAAACUGAGCGUGUGAAGAAACGACUUCCCACUGCCGCGGUCGAUUCGAAGGGAGCUUUUAAUUUUGUGCUUCAAGAAAGCUCAUUACUCCUUGGAUUACUUUUCUACCUUGGUCUAGAAGAAUCCUUCCAAGAAAAAGAAAGAAAGGGGAGGGGAGGAGGCUGUGCUCCUGGACAAGCACCGUUGGGUUAAAUGCAGUUGCUAGAUACGAUCAGAAGGAUACUGGGAAUACAUUAUAUCAGUUGUGGAGUGGAAGAUAACUUGAGGAAAAUGGAAACAGAUGAGGCUCAAGAUAUGUCCCAGGUUUCAGGAAAAGAAAGUCCUCCAAUUAGUGAUGUCCCAGAUGAUGCAGAUGAACCUAUGCCUGUACCAGAGGACCUUUCAACCAGUACUGGAGGCCAACAGAGCACUAAAAAUGAGAGAAUCUUGGCUGCAUACGGUGCAGAAGGCUUUAGGGACUUUCAUGCAAUAAUUCCCAAAUCUUUUUCCCCCGGUAAUAUUAAAAUAGAGACUCAGAGUGAUGAAGAGAAUGGGCGUGCCUGUGAAAUGAAUGGGGAAGAAUGUGCGGAGGAUUUACGAAUGCUUGAUACCUCGGGAGAGAAAAUGAAUGGCUCACACAAUGGCCCAGGCAGCAAGGCUAUGUCAGGAGUUGGAGGCAUUCGACUUCCUAACGGAAAGCUAAAAUGUGAUAUCUGUGGGAUAAUUUGCAUCGGUCCCAAUGUGCUCAUGGUUCACAAACGAAGCCACACUGGAGAACGCCCUUUCCAGUGCAAUCAGUGUGGAGCCUCCUUUACACAGAAGGGCAACCUUCUGCGCCACAUAAAGUUGCACUCGGGUGAAAAGCCCUUCAAGUGCCACCUGUGUAACUACGCCUGCCGCCGCAGGGAUGCCCUCACGGGACACCUGAGGACGCACUCAGUUGGCAAACCCCAUAAGUGUGGCUACUGCGGUCGCAGCUAUAAGCAGCGCAGCUCUUUGGAAGAACAUAAAGAACGCUGUCAUAACUACCUGCAAACCAUGAAUAUCUCCAGCAGCCUUUAUUCAGUCAUAAAAGAGGAAACUAACCAGAGUGAAAUGGCUGAAGACCUGUGCAAGAUAGGGUCAGAAAGAUCCCUCGUGCUGGAUAGACUAGCAAGUAACGUCGCCAAACGUAAGAGCUCUAUGCCUCAGAAAUUUGUUGGUGAGAAAUGUCUGCCCGAUCUCCCGUACGAUGCCACCACCAACUAUGAGAAGGAGAAUGAGAUAAUGCAGACGCACGUUAUCGACCAGGCCAUUAACAACGCCAUCAGUUACCUGGGGGCAGAGUCCUUGCGUCCCCUUGUCCAGACACCACCAGGUGGUUCUGAGGUGGUGCCCGUUAUCAGCCCCAUGUACCAGCUCCACAAACCUCUCGGGGACAAUCAGGCUCGCUCCAACCACACAGCUCAGGACAGCGCGGUGGAAAACUUGUUGCUGCUUUCCAAAGCCAAAUCUGUCUCCUCUGAACGAGAUGCCUCUCCCAGCAACAGCUGCCAAGACUCAACAGAUACAGAGAGCAAUAACGAGGAACGCAGUGGUUUAAUUUACCUGACAAACCACAUAGGUCCCCAUGCAAGAAAUGGCAUCUCUAUAAAAGAAGAAAACAGGCAAUAUGAUGUCUUGAGGGCAGGUACUGACAAUUCCCAGGAUGCUUUCAAAGUGAUCAGCAGCAAUGGGGAGCAAGUGAAAGUUUACAAGUGCGAACACUGUCGAGUCCUUUUCUUGGAUCACGUGAUGUACACGAUCCAUAUGGGCUGCCACGGGUUCCGCGAUCCUUUUGAAUGCAACAUGUGUGGCUACCAUAGCCAGGACAGGUACGAAUUCUCUUCCCACAUAACUCGAGGGGAGCACCGUUUCCAGAUGAGUUAAAACUCCUCCGGCACAGAUCCGGCCUCAACAGCUGCGCCACUGGAGCUGCACGAGCCACGACAGCCACAAAGCACAAGUCAGCUGGACAGUAAAAGUACCAAGAAAAUCAAAGGUUCAGCUAUCUUCUCCCACAAGAAAAGAUAUUUCCUUUUGGUAGCAUGCAUUGCAACUCAGUUUUCUAAAAUGAGUACUAAAGUUUUUACUGAAAAUAUUUGAUCACCAAAAACCUUUAGUAACGUAAGUAGGAGCUUUUGUAGUCACAUAGCUGAAAGCCCUUCCCUUGACUGAUGCUUCUUGCAAACCUCCCUUGCCAAAACUGUUAGCCAUGCGCAGGAUGCACCAUGCAGACGAGGACGCACCAGGCAGGAGUGGCCAAGCUUUCUCUCUUAACACCCUGAGCGUAGGGCUCUUACACCAGAUGUAAGUUUUUUGACUUCCUGGUAUUGUGUGACUCCUUUGGGAAGAUUAAACUUGACUAAAGAUGGAGGGGCCCCUCUCAGAUGACUUCACAGACAGCUAGGGUUGGACGGGACCCCCCAGCCAGAGGGUUCUGAGUUGCUUCGGUGGUAAAAAGUAGAACGUUUCUUCCUGCAAGGGUGCUGCUGGUGUUGACAUCAUGUCAUGCCUUGUUUGUGUCACUAGGCAGGUGAGCAGGUAUGUAAAAGAUAGAAGAAACACCCUUGUAAUAUACUCUGUGAAGUAUGAAUUGCAUUUAAUGUAUAGAAGAAGGGUAUUGUUGGCUCUUUGAAUAAAUGUUUUCUCUCCCUAUCCAAUAAAACCCCACUUUUCUUUAAGCAACCCUUCCUCUCUCUGCAUAAACUAGCUACAGUGUAUUUAAUUUUUCUUCCUUCCCCUUUUAGUUAUUUAGAAAAGUACGAUGUACAGUUGAGAAGCACUAGCUUUUAUGUGUAGGCAAAGUCUCCUUAUGCGCACUUCUCAUCUUUUUAAACAGCCUGGAAACUAUCCAAAUGUCCCUCUCUUACAUUAAAAAAAAAAAAAAAAAAAAAAA